Messenger RNA from Rhizophagus irregularis DAOM 181602=DAOM 197198, 971 nucleotides. RefSeq lists its product as uncharacterized. The record is from RefSeq and is a predicted model, not a curated record. NCBI's taxonomy places the organism in Eukaryota, Fungi, Glomeromycota, Glomeromycetes, Glomerales, Glomeraceae.
GUCAUGAAAUUUAUCGAGGGAACAAUUCUUUAACAUAUUAUAUUCAUUUACAUUCUUUAUUUUUUUUCCCCCAAUAUGACGCUUGAAGUUGCCGGAAUUACCUUAUUUUCAAAGAUUCUUUUAAAUGCAACGUUUCUAAAGAAUCUCACAAAAACGACCGUUACGAUAUCGAUUGAAAAUAAUAGUUCAUACUCCCUCACAAAUCCAACAAAUUACCUUAAAAGUGGUAUUUCUGUAAAUUCAGCCGGCCCAAUAAUUUCACCCAAAUGUAUUACACAAUUUGUAGUUAGGAAUGGAAAAAAGGGAAUGCUUUGUUACAAGAUUGAGGGUUCAUAUGGGCCAAAUAAAGACCCUUAUUAUCUACUAAUAAGUUGGAAGGUAAAAAGUUGGAAGUCGAAGUUGAAACGAUUUUCUCGUAGUAAAAAUCAAUUCUGUCUCGUUCUUCAUGAAUCUAAAGAGUUGCCACUUCCUAGAGUAUCAAAUAAAAUGAAGAAUUUUUUUGAAUCAAAACAUAAAAAUUAUAAAUAUUCCAAUGAUCGAGAUGGCUUUCAUUUGGAAGGUAAAAAUUCAGAGUUGGCGCUACUAUGUCUAGCAAUGAUUCACCAAUUAUUAAGAUCAGUUUAGAAGACUGUAAAUCUCGAACUAAUAAGAGGUCAUUUAUUCAAAAAAUUCGAUGUUAUUAAACAUUAAUUAUUAUAUUAUAUAUACAUAUAUAUUAUCCACCAUUUUUAUUUGAUUCAUAUUGUUAAAGGAUUUAUAUUUUUUAAACCAACGUCAUAUUAUCCACAGUUAUAUCAGUUAUAAAAACAAAAAAACAAAAAAAAAUUUUAAUUUUUUUCUUGGGAUUUUUAUUAAGAUAUUUUUUUAACUUUUUUUAUGAUGAUUUUGCCAGUAAGUUCAAAAUUAUGUUAUUUUUAUAUAUAUAAAUUAAGAAAAUUUUUUUUAUUAUGAAUAAAUUAUGUAAUAUUAAG